This is a messenger RNA of Papaver somniferum (opium poppy), 7238 nucleotides long. RefSeq lists its product as uncharacterized. The record is from RefSeq and is a predicted model, not a curated record. Lineage: Eukaryota; Viridiplantae; Streptophyta; Magnoliopsida; Ranunculales; Papaveraceae. The transcript has 2 exons. The coding region runs from base 2499 to 4130 and encodes 543 amino acids.
GCACAACUCAAGCCAUCUCACGGCCAAGAGUUAGUGAAAGAAAAGUCUUCAUUUUCUGUUUCAAGGCCCAAGCACCUCAAACCCACUAGUGGCUAAGGAGGAACAGUGAGACGUGGCUAGUUCUAGUCCACAUUUCGUUUGUUCUCAUCAAAGAGAAAUGAGGAAUUUGAGCAGCAAAAGGAGAGAUUUUCAGGUCUUCAAAUCAAGCAGUUGUUUCUAUGAGAUCAAGGGUUUCGAGUUCAAGUCAGAUAAGGAGCUGGUGAUGAAAGUUUGUAAUGAUAGUCAAUUGAGAAACAAUGGGUUAAUUUGUGAAUGAACGGAAAGGGGAUCUGAGAUAUGCAAAAUAGAUGGAGACUGCUGUUAAUGGGAAUUGAAUGGAGAUGGUUAGAAGUGGUUGAAUCGAAUGAAAGAAAAUAAAAAGAUGGUAACUACUCGACUCUGUGUGAUGAGGUCUGAAUUGAGGGUUUCGUCCAUUGAUGGCAGUGGUGGUGAUAAAUGAUGUUGUUGAUUCGUGGCUGCAGUAUGGGUGAUAAAUUGGGGUUUGUCAGGUGCUGAAUCGCUGUAACUGGAUUCAGUCAAGAAAUCAGAGAAGCAUCAACUAUAGAAGGAACUGUUAGGUUAAGAUUUCGAUUGCUCUUGAGAAGAAUCGCUGAGCUCGUCUGGGUUUCAACGGAACAAGGAAAUGUGCUGACUUGAGUUCGAGUUAGGCUUAAUAUGGACAGGAUUUUGUGCCGGAAAGGCAAACUCAAGACUUGAUUUGCUGCCGUUAAUGUCUACUGUUGGUUUUAAGAACGCCUAGUGUUGUGAUCAGUGGAUGAAGGCCUGAGAAGACAUAAGAACAAAUUGUUUAGAAGGUCAGAGAAUGAAAAGAAGUGUUGCUGGGGAUUGUCAUUGUUGUUGUGUUCUUAGACAAAGUGACUGCAGUUCUUAUUGUUUAGGGUGGCAGAAAUUAGUGCAGUCAGCGAUGGUGUUUCCUGGGUAAGUUGUGGAUGGAAUACCAUGAAGAGAACAUGGAGAAGAAGAGAUUGUGCUAGCUGUACUGGUUGUAUGGUCUGUAACAGUGAAUGUUUGAAGAUGGAAAGUGAAGUUGGGGUCCGAGUGUUGGCUAAUUUUAUUAUGCUGCAAAGAAGAUGCUUGGAUAGUCAGUGAAUGGAGAAAGAAAGUGAGAUGAUGUGGCUAGAUAUGGGAACUGGUGCUGGUGGCCGAGAAUUAGGAGGACAGAAAGCAGAAAAUGGUGCAGUAGCUGGACGUAGGUAAUGCCUAAAUUUGGAAACUGAAGCUGGUGCUUGGAUUGGGCCUGGCGACUAUCAGCUGGGUCCAGAUUAGCUUUUCUAUAGCGCCUUUAUAUACAUCUGUGAACAGAGAAUCAGGGGAAGCCGUUUACACAGGGAAGAAACUAGGUUUAAGUUUUCUUACUUUUGCUAUGGUUUACUUGUUAUUAUCUAUAUCAUUUUUGAUGGCUUUUAAGAAAACCAUGUCUAGCUAAAUAUCUUGUUAGGGUGAAGGAUGAACUUGUAGGUUUAAUUUACUCAUGUUCUAAAACAAGGGUUUCUACAACUUUGAGCUUAAUGUCAUUUGUUUGAGUUUCUCUACAAUGAUUUAUCUUCUAUUCAAUUUCUCAUAUUCUAUGCCAGGUAUAGGCUAUUGUUAGGUUGAUAGAAAUACUCAUUGAACCUUGUUAUUGAUUGUUUUAUGAUUAUUCCAAAACUAUGUAUGUCAUGUAUACUUAGUAGUUAGUACUAUGGAUGUCUAUCUUCUAGGUUGAGAACAAACAAUCUUUUAUGAUAACUCUUUCCUAUAAAUCCUUAACGAAAUAUCUUCCUUGUGUUAGUUGCUAGAUUUGCAACUUCGCACGAGUAAAUUUGAGACCAUGUGAUAAAGCAUAAGUAAACAUAGCUUACAACGGAUUCCAUAGCCCUAAGACUUCCAUAUUCUUGAUUAUAAUCUUUAUACAAUUGCUUUAUUUACCUGUUAAUUUAUUUUCUUAGCAUAACAAUCUCUCAAAUAUUGAAUUUUGGUUAGUUAGGUCUUGAUAUUAAUUAGUAGUAGUUUCCGCACUCCUUGAGGGAACGAACCGUGCUUGUUAUUGUGUGCUAUUUUUGACACCGUGCACUUGCGGUAAAACAAAGUCAGUCUACCGACCUAUCAAAUUCUUGGCGCCGCUGCCGGGGAGUGGCCGUAAAGCACUCUCUGAUUGAUAUCAUUGAUUUUCUAGUCGUAGUUUAGUUUUUAUUUUCUGUGCAUAGUUUAUUUUCGUUUUUUUUUCUCUUUUAGAUUUCUUUUAGUUCCUUUUUACGUAGCUUGUUUGGUUAUCUUUAGGUACCUUAAUUUGAAGAGCGCAGUUGGAAUCUCUCCAAAACAGGCAGAAAAGUAAGUCUUUCGUGAAGCUUUGCAAGGUGAGUUUAGACUGAAUUCUGCAUUUUGAUAGCAUAUGCAAGAUCUACCAAGUAGUUGGGAUAGAGAACAAUUAUUCGUCUUGUUAAAGUAACCCUUUAUACAUGACGAGAAUAGAUGAUGAGGGUACGAACCCUCCGGUUAAAAGUUUGAGAGACUAUAUGUACCCAACUAGAGUCUCUCAACUCUCAUGUAUUGUUUUGCCUACCACCACAGCAACCUAUGAGAUUAGAGCAAGCACCAUUCAAGGACUUCCUAAAUUCUACGGUAAGGAGAAUGAAAAUCCUUACUACCACAUUAGAGAUUUUGAAGAAUUGUGUGGUACGAUGAAAUUUAAGGACUUAGCUGAUGAUUAUCUCAGACUUAGUUUGUUCCCUUUUUCCUUAAAGGAUAAGGCAAAAUCAUGGUUAAAUGCAUUAGCUCCUUCAUCAGUUAGUACUUGGGAUGGUAUGAUUAAUCUAUUCUUGUAUAAAUUCUUUCAUUGGCAUAAAACUAUUGCCAUACGUCAAAAGUUGAAUAGUUUUUCGCAACAAGAAGGAGAAUCUCUUUAUGAUUAUUUAGAGAGGUUCAAUGAUCUCUUGCUACAAUGUCCACACCAUGGAUUUGAUACUCCUAGGCUCACAUUGAUUCUAUAUGAGGGAUUAGAUUUCAAAACACUGACUAUGGUAGAAUUACUUUGUGGCGGUAAUUUCCCUGAUAAGACUGCCGAAGAAGGUUAUAAGUUUUUGCAUGAAGUAGCCGGAAAAACCCAAGAGUGGGAGGCUAGAGAUCCCAUAAUGACUAGUAGCAAAGGGGUUUACAGAGUUGAUAGUGACUCAGACUCUGAGGCUAAGAUUGCUGUUGUGUCACGAAGACUUGAGUUGUUAGAAAGAAAUGCUAAAAGUAAGCUUGUUGAGUCUAUUACACAUACAUCUCCUAUUACUGAUGAUUUUUCUAACCAAAGAAUUUCUACUUUGGAAGGAAGUAUGAGUUUGUUUAUGCAGGCUACUCAAAGAUCUAUGGCAAACUUAGAGCAACAACUAGGUCAUAUUACUAGCCAGUUGAAUGAGCGAGACAAGGAUCGGUUCCCGAGUCAAAUACAACUUGACCCCAAGGGUUCUUUUGAGGUAAGCACAUCUGGUGGUAAGCCGACUCAUCAUGUCCAGGCCGUCACUACUCUCAUAAGUGGACGGGUCAUUGAUAAUCAUGUUAGUGAUGCCGAGGAGAAUGUGCAAGAUAGGAGCCCGCCUGCUAUCACACAGGUUACUCCAACACAAAAAGAAACCGAGAAAGGUAAUUCUGAAAUUUCUUAUGUUCCUCGUGCACCUUUUCCUCAAGCAUUACUAACUCGUAAAAAAGGAACUAGUCCUAAUGACAUCUUAGAAGUAUUUAAACAGGUUAAAGUCAACAUUCCCCUCUUAGAUGCCAUUAAACAAAUUCCUUCUUACGCCAAGUUUCUAAGAGAUAUGUGCACUGUGAAACGAAAAUUGAAUGUACAUAAGAAAGCUUUCCUUACUGAACAGGUAAGCUCGAUUAUAACACAAAAAACUCCACCCAAAUUUAAGGAUCCAGGUUGUCCUACGAUUGCUUGCACUAUAGGAGAACAUAGGAUUGAACAUGCGUUGUUAGAUUUAGGGGCCAGUGUGAAUCUCUUGCCAUAUUCUGUGUAUGUGCAAUUAGAACUUGGUGCUUUAGAACCCAAUAAAGUUACCCUCCAAUUGGCUGAUAGGUCCAUUAAAAUCCCUAGGGGGUGGUAGAGGAUGUUCUUAUACAGGUUGAAAGUUUUGUUUAUCCCGUUGAUUUUAUUGUUUUGGAUACUCAGCCUGUUUCUAAUCCUAGUGGGCAGAUUCCUGUCAUCUUAGGUAGACCUUUUUUGGCUACCUCGAAUGCGGUUAUCAGUUGUCGAAAUGAAAUCAUGGAGCUUACUUUUGGAAAUAUGAAAAUGGAGAUAAAUGUGUUUAAGCUUUUGAAUUCAGCUUCAAUUUCUGAAACCUGUGAACAUGUAUGCAUGGUUGAUAGUGUGAAUAAUUAUACUCACUGUUACAAUGAGAAUCUCGAAAACAGGUCUAAAAACUUUGCAGGUUGUAAGGAGUUAACAAAAACUGAAUCAUCAUGGCGAACUAGUUGUUUGUGAGACUAGUAGUAGUUGUCAAGAUGCUUGUGUAAGUGUGGAACAUAUGGAUACUGGUCAGGUAAUUCACAAUAACAAAUUAGAAACGAAAAUUGUUUGCUCAGCUCCUUUUGCCAAGUCAUGUGAUCUUGUGCUCGUUGACAUUGGUAAUGCAUUGUUCCCUCUGAUAUUUAGUGAAUCCGCUGACAAUAUUUCAGCUGAUCUAAAACCUAAUUGGGAGUCUCCACUGGGAAUCAAAACUAGUAGACAUUCUGAACUUGUUGUUUAUGGGAGUGAGUUAUUUAUGGAUUCACAUAUUUUUCGGGGUGUUGAUAGUGUUUGCAGGUUCAUGUUCACAGCUAAACUGAUAUUUUGGGUUGAUCCCCAACUUUUCAGAAUUUAUCUAUAUGCUUGGCAGGUUGCUGUUGUGUGUCAUCUUCGGUUAUUUUUUUGAGAUUACUUGCUGGCGCAAGCAGGGAACAAAUAUCAUUCGCUUCGUGGGAGUCAACCCAUCAGAUUUGUUUCCUUUACUCUUAUCUUUUAUUUUUAUUUGCCUAUUGCAUAUUAGAAAAUUUUCACCUUAAAUUUUACUUUGAAUGACUCAAUUUACAUUGAGGACAAUGUAAGAUUUAAGUGUGGGGGAGUGGUUAAGUAUACAAAUUUGUGCUAGGUAUUCACAUUCAUUAGAAAUUUCAAAAAAUAAAAUAAAAAUAAAAAAUUUAUGAUAUGACCAGCUGUUGAGCGGGUCUUACAAAUUUUCUUUUGCACGACAUGACCAGCUGUUGAGCGGGUCAUUCUGAUUAUGAGUCUUGCUGUUUGGUAGACUUCUUUACACCACUGUUUAGUGGUUUGGUCUAGCUGUUUAGUGGACAUUUCUCAACCACUGUUUAGUGGUUCCGUCUUGCUGUUUAGCAGACGUCUCUCCAUAUCCAGCUGUGUAGCGGAUAUAAAUUUUUCUUGUUUUGCUCGGGACUAGCAAAAUGUAAGUGUGGGGGUAUCUGAUAAGCACGUAAGUGCUACAUUUUUACGCCCAUAUUUACAUUGGCUAGGUCUGGUUAAUUUCUAAUAAUAUUGUUUUAAGACUUUUGCAGGAAUUACAAGUGAAAUCCAUUCACCCGAUGGAUAUAUGGCCAAGUUACAAGAUAAAGAGGUGUUUCAACUCAAAGCACAACUCAAGCCAUCUCACGGCCAAGAGUUAGUGAAAGAAAAGUCUUCAUUUUCUGUUUCAAGGCCCAAGCACCUCAAACCCACUAGUGGCUAAGGAGGAACAGUGAGACGUGGCCAGUCCACAUUUCGUUUGUUCUCAUCAAAGAGAAAUGAGGAAAUUUGAGCAGCAAAAGGAGAGAUUCUCAGGUCUUCAAAUCAAGCAGUUGUUUCUAUGAGAUCAAGGGUUUCGAGUUCAAGUCAGAUAAGGAGCUGGUGAUGAAAGUUUGUAAUGAUAGUCAAUUGAGAAACAAUGGGUUAAUUUGUGAAUGAAUAGAAAGGGGAUCUGAGAUAUGCAAAAUAGAUGGAGACUGUUGUUAAUGGGAAUUGAAUGGAGAUGGUUAGAAGUGGUUGAAUCGAAUGAAAGAAAAUGAAAAGAUGGUAACUACUCGAAUCUGUGUGAUGAGGUCUGAAUUGAGGGUUUCGUCCAUUGAUGGCAGUGGUGGUGAUAAAUGAUGUUGUUGAUUCGUUGCUGCAGUUUGGGUGAUAAAUUGGGGUUUGUCAGGUGCUGAAUCGCUGUAACUGGAUUCAGUCAAGAAAUCAGAGAAUCAUCAACUAUAGAAGGAACUGUUAGGUUAAGAUUUCGAUUGCUCUUGAGAAGAAUCGCUGAGCUCGUCUGGGUUUGAACGAAACAAGGAAAUGUGCUGACUUGAGUUUGAGUUAGGCUUAAUAUGGACAGGAUUUUGUGCCGGAAAGGCAAACUAAAGACUUGAUUUGCUGCCGUUAAUGUCUACUGUUGGUUUUAAGAACACCUAAUGUUGUGAUCAGUGGAUGAAGGCCUGGGAAGACAUAAGAACAGAUUGUUUAGAAGGUCAGAGAAUGAAAAGAAGUGUUGCUGGGGAUUGUCAUUGUUGUUGUGUUCUUAGACAAAGUGACUGCAGUUCUUAUUGUUUAGGGUGGCAGAAAUUAGUGCAGUCAGCGUCGGUGUUUCCAGGGUAAGUUGUGGAUGGAAUACCAUGAAGAGAACAGGGAGAAGAAGAGAUUGUGCUAGCUGUACUGGUUGUAUGGUCUGUAACAGUGAAUGUUUGAAGAUGGAAAGUGAAGUUGGGGUCCGAGUGUUGGCUAAUUUUAUUAUGCUGCAAAGAAGAUGCUUGGAUAGUCAGUGAAUGGAGAAAGAAAGUGAGAUGAUGUGGCUAGAUAUGGGAACUGGUGCUGGUGGCCGAGAAUUAGGAGGACAGAAAGCAGAAAAUGGUGCAGUAGCUGGACGUAGGUAAUGCCUAAAUUUGGAAACUGAAGCUGGUGCUUGGAUUGGGCCUGGCGACUAUCAGCUGGGUCCAGAUUAGCUUUUCUAUAGCGCCUUUAUAUACAUCUGUGAACAGAGAAUCAGGGGAAGCCGUUUACACAGGGAAGCAACUAGGUUUAAGUUUUCUUACUUUUGCGAUGGUUUACUUGUUAUUAUCUAUAUCAUUUUUGAUGGCUUUCAAGAAAACCAUGUCUAGCUAAAUAUCUUGUUAGGGUGAAGGAUGAACUUGUAGGUUUAAUUUACUCAUGUUCUAAAAUAAGGGUUUCUACAACUUUGAGCUUAAUGUCAUUUGUUUAAGUUUCUCUACAA